GGGGAAGCUGUGUGCGUCGGCGACGUGGAGGCGAGCGGGACAAAAGGCAGCAACGAGAGUUCUAUCAAUCAGAAGCGAAGGGAAGAUUGUGUGAUUCGAGGUCCGGUUGAAGUGGCUCAAUUCUCGGUCUCCGCCCGACUCCGACACUCCUGCCAGUCACGGCAGAUCAGCUCGUCAACUGGCUCGUCAGUCGACUCGAUGUCGCGCAGCCUGCAUGCUCGAUGGCCAGCUUCCGAAUUCCACUUAAGCCAGCCGGCGCCCAGCGAGGCAAGCGAGGCCAGCGAGGCAGGCCUUUUCAUCAUGCCCACCUCCAAGUGCUCUACUCGACGCGCCAAGGUCGGUGUCUUUAGGAAGGAUCGGUUCUCAGAGCCGAUUCUUUCAUGA
Protopolystoma xenopodis is the source of this 384-nucleotide messenger RNA. The record is from the annotation of a GenBank genome assembly. Lineage: Eukaryota; Metazoa; Platyhelminthes; Monogenea; Polystomatidea; Polystomatidae.